AUGCAUAGGGCGUACCACAUAUCAGCGAAGCUAUGGUCGCAAAUUAAUCGGUUUGCAGCAUUCCCACCGACAGGUGUGUCGCUUCGACAAAUGGUGAUUUUCGGGCGGAAUGCCAAUCCUGGAACCCUGUUGCUCGCAAGCUCGUUCUUGAUGGAGGAAUUGCCUGUGCGAUUCGCGCAUCGAGUGAAGGAUUUACAGGAGCUACCUGGAAAUUUGUCUGAUAUGCCAUCCAUCAUCAAGGUCAAGAACUGGUACGCGCAGUCAUUUGAUGAACUCGUGUCGUUCCCUCAGCCACACUUGCCUGACUCGCUUCAACGGAAGCUACUCAAGUCGACUGUGUCGGACACGCUGGAACCAGCGCCAGCGACACCCAACCCAAGUCUGGAGGAAAACGCGUUGUUGGAUGACGGUGUAUCGAAAACUCAUCUGAUUGCGAAUAGCAAACGGGCGGAGCAUUCGCCAAUGCGGCGACGGCCAACACUGAACUAUGGGACGCAGACCCGGCUGGAUGGCAUUGACUGGCCAGCGGAUGUGAUUGAGUUCAACAACCGAUUUACGCGGUGUCUCGAGCGUAUCAAGCACCGGCACGACGGCGUAGUCACGACGAUUGCACAAGGUGUACUGGAGUACAAGCGUGCAAAGAAGAAUAGCACGAAUCAAGCAGAUUUACAAGUGUUCUUGGACCGUUUCUACAUGUCUCGCAUAGGUAUUCGCAUGCUGAUUGGACAACACAUUGCGUUGGGCCGUGCGUGUAUGGCACCCAAGAAAAGUGCGCUCAAUUAUCUCUCUGCGCAAGCGACAAAAGGCGCAUUGAGUGAUGUGAGUGGGAGCGAGCCUGAGGAGUAUGUCGGAGUAAUUUGCACAAACACGAAUGUCGGGGCUGUGGCGCAUGAAGCUAUUGAGAAUUCGCGCUUCGUGUGUGAAGAGCAUUAUGGCUUGUUCCGUGCACCCCCAGUCCAGCUUGUAUGUCCAAAGAACUUGACAUUCAUGUACGUGCCAAGUCACUUGAACCACAUGCUGUUUGAGCUGCUGAAAAAUUCGCUGCGUGCGGUGGUAGAACGAUACGGCGUUGAAAAUGAGGACCAUUUCCCACCGAUCAAGGUGAUUGUCGUUGAGGGCAAAGAGGAUAUCACGAUCAAGAUCAGCGACGAAGGUGGUGGCAUUCCCCGCAGUGAAGUCCCGCAGGCGUGGACGUAUAUGUAUACCACCGCGCGUUCGGAAGACUUGGACCCAGAUUUCCAUUCGUCCGACUUCCAGGCGCCCAUGGCUGGCUUUGGUUACGGUCUUCCGCUGGCUCGUUUGUAUGCACGCUAUUUUGGCGGCGAUCUACGACUGAUCUCGAUGGAAGGCGCUUGCAUGUGUUUGUUCAUGCUUGCUUGCGCUACCCGUGUUUGA
Messenger RNA from Malassezia globosa CBS 7966, 1395 nucleotides. RefSeq lists its product as uncharacterized. Bases 1 to 1395 code for a protein of 464 amino acids. The transcript is spliced from 4 exons. The record is from RefSeq and is a predicted model, not a curated record. Gene Ontology annotation, molecular function: pyruvate dehydrogenase (acetyl-transferring) kinase activity. Gene Ontology annotation, cellular component: mitochondrion. NCBI's taxonomy places the organism in Eukaryota, Fungi, Basidiomycota, Malasseziomycetes, Malasseziales, Malasseziaceae. Gene Ontology annotation, biological process: regulation of glucose metabolic process; protein phosphorylation.